AUGAUGGCAAGAAAUAAUUUAACUGGAGGUGGUGUACAAAUGGAAACAUAUCAAGAACUGUUAUGUUCCCCCUCUUUGGCAGAUGAGUUACAACAGCAAUCAAUUUAUCUCGCAAUGGUAAAUGUGAUCCUCGCUCUCACUGCAAUUCUUGGUAACUUUCUAAUCCUUGUUGCCCUUCGUAAAGAAUCUUCCCUCCACCCGCCAUCCAAACUUUUGUAUCGUUGUCUGGCAACAACUGAUCUGUUGGUUGGUCUUGUUAGUCAGCCUCUCUAUACUAUUUAUUGGAUAUCCAUAGCUAACGAACACUGGAAUGCAUUUUGUGGAGUAUCUUUGGGGACAAUGACGGCCAUAACCGUUGAUAGACUUCUUGCGCUGUUGUUGGGGCUGAGAUACAAACAAACUGUAACUUUGAAGCGCACAAAUAUUAUUUUAGCUGCCCUCUGGGUUUUAUCUGGUGUGGCUGCUUUAUGCUACGUUUUAGAUUACCGCAUAACCUUAUGGUUUACGUAUAUCUGUAUUCCAUCUUGUUUUCUGAUCUCAAUGGUCUCCUACACAAAGAUAUUUCGCACCCUCAUUCGUCAUCAGGCACAAGUACAAGUUCAUGUUCAACUACAGUCGAGUCAACCAAAUUCACUGAACAUUUCGCGGUACAGAAAAGCGGUGUACAGUGCAUUGUGGGUGCAGUUAUCGUUAGUUGUUUGUUAUAUACCAUUUAUCGUAGUUGAAAUCGUGAUUGUAGAGGCUAGUAAAAGAACAUUCUCCUCGCAUUUACUCGUAACCAGAGGAAAAGCAGCAACCUUACUUUACUUCAACUCCACAUUAAAUCCAUUCCUUUACUGCUGGAAGAUUAGUGAAGUGAGACGAGCAGUGAAGCAGAUAAUCAGACAAGUACUUUGUUGUCCAUGGAGUUAG
This is a messenger RNA of Pocillopora verrucosa, 912 nucleotides long. The record is from RefSeq and is a predicted model, not a curated record. Lineage: Eukaryota; Metazoa; Cnidaria; Anthozoa; Scleractinia; Pocilloporidae.